AUGGUCGUGCCUGCUUUUGAAGAAGUGCUCGACUCCAUUGGAUCAAGAGGAAAAUUUCAGACGAGGCUCAACAUCGUCUUCAAUUUCAUCGGCCCAUGUGUGAACCUAAUAAGCGUAAAUGUUUUCUAUCUUGCAAUGCAGACUCCUGAUCACUGGUGCCACGUUCCUGGCAGAAAAAGUGCCAACAUGUCGCUGGAGGAGUGGAAAAAUCUCACAAUCCCUAAGGAAGGAGACUCGUUCAGCAAGUGCCUGAUGUACAACCAGAGUGAUGACGUCGACUGGAGCAAGAAAGAACGCGUGCAGUGCCAGCACGGCUGGGACUAUGACGACACGUGGUUCUCGCUGACGGUCCCUUCGCAGAUGAACUGGGUCUGUGACAGCAAGCACGUCACAAAUGAUGUCUUGUUCUACGCACAGAAUUUCGGAGUUGCUCUGGGACUGCUCUUUGGGUAUAUAGGCGACAUGUAUGGCCGACGGCCCCAGCAGUUCCUGUGCAUGGCGGCCCAUGUUAUCAGCAGGCUUUUGCUGGUCCUCACACCAGACGUCCUUCUGCUCUUCAUCCUGGCGGAGUCCCUCAUAUCAGCUGCUGCAGGGCCUAUGAUCGAAUCUGCGUUGGCUGUUGAGUCACCGCGGUGGUUGGCAUGCAAAGGUCGCGAGGAGGACGCCUUGAAGUUGCUGCGUCGCAUCGCCAUCACCAACGGCGGUGAGGUGCCUUCGUUCGCACCGCAGGUGAUGCGGACCGUGGCCAAGGCCCAGAGGGACAGGAAGGGCUUCCUCAGCCUCUUCUCCAGCUGGAACGUGUUCAAAAAUACUGUGUUGCUCAUUAUUGCAAGGUCUACGCACCUGCUGACGCUUCACUCGCUGGUGAUGAUGGCUGGCGGCGUGGGCGUGAAUCCUUUCUUAGCAGUGGCAGCGCAGGGCGCCAUCCAGCUGCCCGCCUACUGCGUCGUCCACUACACUGCUGCGCGCUUCGGCCGCCGCUGGUCCGCCGUGGGCAGCGCCCUGCUCGCUGGCAUCACCUCUGCGGCCGUCUCCUGCAUGUUGGCCGCUAACUUCAGUGGACUGGCCAUUACGAUGAUGAUGGUGAUAACUCAGUUCUUCACGACGGGCACAAACGGUAUGGCCAACCUGCAGAGCGUGGAGGUGCACCCCACGUGCCUGAGGCAGAUCGCGGCCUGCGUUGAGUGGACCGGAGCUGGCGUCGUUAUGUCUGCCCUGCCAUACGUAGCCCUCAUGAGCGACAGACGGAUGCCAUGUGCCAUCCUCGGUGCUCUUAACUUGGGUACAGCGUUUGCCGUAUCGUUUCUUCCGGAAUCUGCACUGCAGAGGUUACCGGAGACAUUACAGGAUGCAGCCGUCUUUGGAAAAGACCAGAAGUACUGGAGCUGGAAGCCCAAACCACCUCCAGGAUAUGUCACGAGGAAAACCAAGUUCGAGAGUUCCAUUUAAUGAUAUUGUACCACGUAUAUACUUUUGCAGAAAUAUAAAUAGAGAUAAGACAGCGUCAUCAUUGACGUAUAUGGAGACUACGCAAAUACGAUGGAAAUGUACUCAGAAAUAAAGUGAUUUCUCAAGCUCAACUGCGGAAAUAGAAUGACGUGCCACUUGAGUUACUCUAGCGUUUAAUGAUUCGUAGAACAUCGCACG
Molecule: messenger RNA, 1647 nt
Organism: Schistocerca nitens (vagrant locust)
Lineage: Eukaryota; Metazoa; Arthropoda; Insecta; Orthoptera; Acrididae
Product: carcinine transporter-like
Exons: 7
Coding region: 1-1449 (482 amino acids)
Biological process (GO): transmembrane transport
Cellular component (GO): membrane
Molecular function (GO): transmembrane transporter activity
Source: RefSeq, a predicted model, not a curated record